AUGACUUGGAAACCACACCGAACGUUGCAGGAAACCGAAGAUCUUCUCCGCGCUCCUGGCUGCGUUCACGAGGUCGAGACGACACUUGUCGAUGGAAGGCUAUACCGUGUAUACAAGAAUUUAUGGCCUUCACUGAGAGACUUCUGGUUAUCAGCCGUUUCUCAAUAUUCGACCGACAUUUACAUCGUUUAUGAAGAUCAGCGCCUAACAUAUGACCAGGUACAUAACCGUAUCAUUCAAGUGGCGGCUUCGUUCCAUCAACUGUAUGGCAUUAAGAAAGGCGACAGUGUAGGGAUCUGUUCCCGAAACUGUCCUGACUAUCUCGUCGCCUUCUGGGCUUGCCACCUUAUCGGUGCCGUUUCUGUCCUUGUAAACGCUUGGCUGCCCCCUCAACCCCUGCGCCAUUGCCUCGUGCAUACUGAAUGCAAACUUAUCAUUCUGGAUCCAGAGCGCGCCAGUUCGUUAGAGACCACCGUCUCAAAUAUUUCCGAGGCCGUAGGAGGUACCAAGUUUCUGGUGAUGGACACGACAGACAAAACGAGACGUUGGCAAGGGAUGGAAUUUUUUAACGACGUAGUUGACCUUUUCCCGAUAGCCUUCGUCAAGGGUGCAUACACGAAAGCACCAACUCAAGGAAUGGAUCCUGAAGAUGACGCAACCAUUGUCUUCACGUCAGGCACGACUGGUCUACCGAAGGGCGUUUUGAGUACCCAGCGCCAAUUUCUAACAAACGUGUUGAACGUUCUGGCUGGUGGCUGUAGAGCGGCACUUCGGCGGGGCGAAACAUUGUCUGUUACGCAGAAAGGUGGACUACAAAAAGCAAUUCUUAUUUCCGUCCCUUUGUUUCAUGUUACCGGAUCAACAAGCUUUUCGAUGAUAGCCACCAUGACUGGUAUGAAAAUUGUUUUAAUGCGAAAGUGGGAGGUAGAAGAAGCUGCAAAGUUGAUAAAACGAGAAAAUGUCGCGGUGGCCGGAGGUGUCCCUGCGAUGGUUUCCGACCUGAGCGACAGUUCCUUAGUCGGACAUCCUCUUGAAGGUCUCCUUUUCGGCGGUGCACCAGCCCCUAAUUCUCUGGUGCCUAGGGCACGCAAAGCGUUCCCAACUGCCACCAUGAUCCAGGGAUAUGGACUGACAGAAACCAAUUCAAUAGCCGUGUCGUUUGCAGGUGAAGAUUACAUCGCGCGGCCAAGUAGUACUGGCCUAGCCUCUCCAGUCAACGACAUAGUGAUUAUGUGGAACGGAGUCGCUCUUCCUCGUCACUCUGUGGGUGAAGUGUGGCUGCGAGGACCUAAUGUCAUGAAAGGCUACUGGCGUGAUCCAGAAGCCACAAAUAAAGUCAUCACGACAGACGGCUGGUUCAAGACGGGCGACCUGGGGUACCUUGAUGACGAAAAUUUUCUUUUCAUCAAGGACAGACGUGAGCUAUUCCAAUUUCUGCAUGAGCAUAAUACAUACGCCUCAACAGUAAAAGACGUUAUAAUUCGGGGGGGUGAAAACAUUGACUCUGUGUCCGUCGAGAAUGCCUUAUAUUCCGACGAUCGAAUACUCGAGGCAGCGGCCGUCGGGGUUCCAGACAAACGUCUGGGAGAGCUUGUGGCGGCCAUUGUAUCCAUUAAACCUGCUUUCCGAGGCCAGGUGACGGAAGCGGAGCUGAUCCUACGGGCGCAGAAAAGCCUACCAAAGUUCGCUGUUCCAGUGAUGGUGGUCAUUGUCGACCAUGCGCUUGAACGCACCCCUUCGGGAAAGAUUGUCAAAGGGAUAGCACGGAAGCUUGCGAGGCGUCACUGGGAAGAUCGAUGUCGAAAUGGGAUUGAGCGUAGUAAUUUAUGA
This is a messenger RNA of Laccaria bicolor S238N-H82, 1830 nucleotides long. RefSeq lists its product as uncharacterized. The record is from RefSeq and is a predicted model, not a curated record. The transcript has 19 exons. Gene Ontology annotation, biological process: fatty acid metabolic process. NCBI's taxonomy places the organism in Eukaryota, Fungi, Basidiomycota, Agaricomycetes, Agaricales, Hydnangiaceae. Gene Ontology annotation, molecular function: medium-chain fatty acid-CoA ligase activity. The coding region runs from base 1 to 1830 and encodes 609 amino acids.